Molecule: messenger RNA, 770 nt
Organism: Triticum aestivum (bread wheat)
Lineage: Eukaryota; Viridiplantae; Streptophyta; Magnoliopsida; Poales; Poaceae
Exons: 4
Coding region: 111-542 (143 amino acids)
Source: RefSeq, a predicted model, not a curated record
GCUCCGGUUGGUGGGGUGGGCGUCCUCGUCUGCUCCCUGCUCCUCCUCCUCUGGUCCUCUACGGCGAGCUCUGCGCCACCGCCCCCACCGUCGCCGGCGCCGUAGGCGGGAUGACGGCGGCUUCGAGGCUGUCCUACAAGAACGCCACCGUCGCCCUGUGCGCCAUCAACGUCCUCGCGGUGGCGCUCCUCCUCCGCAGCCUCUUCUCGUCCUGGCCGCGGAUCGCCGGCGGCCACCGGUUCGAUUCAGCUCAGCUACGGUAUAUAUGGGAGUCUGAAGAGUUGCGCCGUGCUAUGGAGCCUGUGGAUUUGAUUAGGAGGGUGAAGGAAAUUGAGCAAGAAGCUUACGGAGAGCCUGGCAUGUCAGCAACGCAAGAAGGGACGGCUGCUGUUGACUUAUCGAAGAGGUUGAAAGAUUUACGGCAAGGGAAUGACGGCAGCAGCCAAAGAGCUCUGGAGGAGUGGCGCAAGCGGAAGAUGGAGCGGGCGAGGCAGCGGGCGAUCGAGAAGGACGGGAAGAUGCCCGGUGCAAAAACACCAUGAAGCGUACAUUGGUAGUACAAGCAAAUCCAGAACACAAGGGUGGGGGGGUGGGCGGUAUUCUUCUUCUCCUGCUGCUGCUUAGCCCCCCGGGGGUUGCCACGGCGCGUAAGCAACCAUGUUCAUCGGUCCGUUGAAGGGAUCGUAGCCGCACGACGUUCUGCCGUGCCUGUAAAAUCACCUGUAACACAUACUGCCGCGUUGGAGGCGAAAAUGAAUGAAGUUUAACGA